AUGUGCGCCCGCGUGCGUACACGCCCGCAGGUCGCGUGCCGUCGUCGUUUCGUGGCCGGGCCGGAGCGUAUGUCGCCCGCCGGUAAUUACCGUAGGGGACGGUGGCCCGUCGACGGUGACACCGGCAAUUAUUGCGGCACGCGAGCUUGCUUCCGUUUCCGAUCGGACACGGCUUCCCACCGACGCGCUCGAUUCACCACCGCAUCGAUACCUUCAGUAGCAGUCGUGAUAGUUCUGUUCGGUCUUCAGCCGACUUCACAAAAGGCGGUGGAGGUUCUCAAU
Iphiclides podalirius (scarce swallowtail) is the source of this 282-nucleotide messenger RNA. The record is from the annotation of a GenBank genome assembly. NCBI's taxonomy places the organism in Eukaryota, Metazoa, Arthropoda, Insecta, Lepidoptera, Papilionidae.